AUGGACUCAGACCCACCUGGUGUUUUCCCAAGUUCGUUCAAGUAUCAUCCAUAUUACUCUCAGACAAUGGAAUGUGGUGGCCUAAUCGAUUUAGGUCUCAGCCUUGGUAACAUACAACAUGAGAGUUACCACGCAUCUGGCCAAAGUCUGGGCGGGUACGGAGAAGUUACAGAUGGGUCGCAGUCCAGUUGUAGCAAUUUUCUGCUGAGUCACGAAACUGGAAAUGGAAAAUGUGGUAAAGAAGAAUAUUGGAGUAAUGAAGGAUGCAGACGUAAGUGGGGUUAUGUAAAGGUGACCAUGGAUGGAUUUGUGAUAGGUCACAAGGUCUGUGUUCUUGAUCAUGGAGGCUAUUCAACUCUUGCUCAUCAACUAGAGGACAUGUUUGGGAUGCAGAGUGUGUCGGGAUUGAGGUUGUUCGAGACAGAGUCAGAGUUCUCUUUGGUUUACAGAGACAAAGAAGGGACAUGGAGGAAUGCUGGAGAUGUUCCAUGGAAGUAA
Arabis nemorensis is the source of this 498-nucleotide messenger RNA. Lineage: Eukaryota; Viridiplantae; Streptophyta; Magnoliopsida; Brassicales; Brassicaceae. The record is from the annotation of a GenBank genome assembly.